Molecule: messenger RNA, 510 nt
Organism: Elephantulus edwardii (Cape elephant shrew)
Lineage: Eukaryota; Metazoa; Chordata; Mammalia; Macroscelidea; Macroscelididae
Gene: CUNH1orf210
Product: chromosome unknown open reading frame, human C1orf210
Exons: 3
Coding region: 1-510 (169 amino acids)
Source: RefSeq, a predicted model, not a curated record
AUGAGGUGCUUCCUGCUGGAGGCGCUGCCUACUGCUCAGCCCUUUGCCCUCACCUGCAGCCAGCCCCGCCUGCUGACUCCCAGGACUCUCUGCCCUGGGACUGCUUGCCAUCUGGAGAUCUUCCUGGAGACACAACUGUUUCUAGCAAAGGCCAAGGCUCACCCCUCCAUGAGUACGCCAAACCAAACUACUGAGGGGCCCUCGGAGUUCCCCACAGCAGCAGUCACGUCCCCUGGACUGGGCACUGGGACUCGGGCAUGGCCGGUGCUGGUGGGAGUUGUGUUAGGGGCUGUGGUCCUCUCUCUCCUCAUUGCACUUGCUGCCAAAUGCCACCUCUGCCGCCAAUACCAUGCCAGCUACCAGCACCAUCCACUGCCAGAGUCAAGGAAGAGGAACUGCCCAGAGAUCGGUGAAGAUGAGGAUGACGAUGGCUUCAUUGAGGAUAAUUACAUUCAGCCUGGGGUUGGUGGGCUGGGCCCAGAAGGUGGCAGGGAUCACUUCUCCCUCUGA